AUGGCUAUGUUGAAUGAGCCCCAGGAACCUUAUGCUCCCGGAUACGCUGCUUCAUGUCCCCCGAAGCUCUACGCACCACAAUCCUACACUCCAGGAUUGUAUGCACCGCAAUCCUACAGCUCAGAACAACAAAACUACCCUCCUAAACAAUAUGCAUCAGAUUCAUACACACCCAAGUCUUCAGGAUCUGAGCAUCAUCUCAUCUCAGAUGCUUGCUGCUAUGACUGUCCAUCUCCACCACCUUAUACCUGUGAAGAAGUGCCUUGUGACCAAGUAGGACCAGUCUGCAUGGACUCUUCCCCACCUGUUGUGGUUGCGGGGAUCUUCUCGAGUAAACCCGCCUCCACCAUCUGCCCCUGCUGCCGACAGAUCAUCACCACCGAGGUGGUCUUCCGCGUGGGAUCCCUAACCUACGCACUCUGCACCGGCAUGUGUAUGGUGGGCUGCUGCCUGGGCUGCUGUCUGAUCCCCUUCAUGAGCAAAUGCUGUAAGGACGUUGACCAUUAUUGCCCUUGCUGCCGGUACCACAUCUACCGAUACAAAAGGAUCUAG
This is a messenger RNA of Python bivittatus (Burmese python), 552 nucleotides long. Its product is annotated as lipopolysaccharide-induced tumor necrosis factor-alpha factor homolog. The record is from RefSeq and is a predicted model, not a curated record. Gene Ontology annotation, cellular component: nucleus; cytoplasmic side of late endosome membrane; cytoplasmic side of lysosomal membrane. NCBI's taxonomy places the organism in Eukaryota, Metazoa, Chordata, Lepidosauria, Squamata, Pythonidae. Gene Ontology annotation, molecular function: zinc ion binding.